UGGGAAACAGAGAGGAGAAGCUGCCCAAGUGGAAGCUCCAUUAUUGUUUCUUCUGUAACCAGCAAAGCUUCCCCAGCAAAGCUUGCUCUACUUGAGCGAUGGCCAAGGAGCGACGAGAGGGGGAGGUCUGCCUCCCUUCCGACUUCCUUUGCGACGAUCAUUUCCUCGAGGAGAAGAGAAGGCGAGACGAUUGCUUCUGGAGGAGUUCGCCAUGAAUCUCGACUGGCCGGCGGAGGACGAAUGCCCCUGCAUGACCGGGCUAGCUUGGCAGAUGCCUGGCUCCUUCCUCGGCGACACUAAAUAUUGUGACGGGAGGUAUGGAUUCACGACCGGUUCCCAUGGAACCGCUCUCCGCGGUCGGUUCAUCUCGGAGAAGAAGGAAAGCCUCGACGCUCCUUCGUUAGUUGCCCUGCCGCCUGCGCUGUCUUUCUCAGAUCAUUGCGAGACCGCCAAUAGCGGCCACUGCACGUCCCCCGUCCCCAUCCACUUGCAGCGGUUUCAGGCAACUCAGCUGAAGCAGCAGCAGCAGCUGAUGAGACAACGGUUGUUCGCAGCGUGGGCAAGGCAGAGUGAAGCAAAAGGAGCCGUGCAUUCCCACAACCGUGGCCGCCCCACGGGACUGUCUUCUUCCGCACGCCGUCCUCUCCAAAUGCAGCAGCAGCAACCGCAGCCUGGAUCUGGGAUGAGAGCUGUCUUCCUCAGCAGCCCCAGCGCGAGGAGAGAAUCCGCCGGAACCGGCGUCUUCCUGCCACGCGUCGGCGGCGACAAGUCCGAGCCGCCAAAGAAACCAGCAGCUUACUCCACUGUGCUUGUGCCGGAAAGAGUGGUCCAGGCGCUGAAUCUAAAUCUGGAGGAGAUGGGAGGGAAGCCAUACUCGGUCCUCGACCAUGGCAAGUCGCUCUCUGUUCAUUCCACACUCACUCUCAAAAGAUUGCACCAGUUGACCAAAUCCUAUUCUCCUCCUAAACGCACGUCUUGUGCUUCGACAGAUGCUCUCAUAAGCCGACGAGACGCAGUGCUUUCACAUCAGAAAAGGAACCACCGGCUUCCCCACCCAACUCCUCCUGCGAUCCGUGAGAUCAGACUCCCCCAUGACUGGACCUACUGAUACAUGCCCUAUACAUCACAACAGCAGCUGCAAUAAGGUUGGCAGCUCUAUUGAUCCUUAUUGUGUUGGCAGCCCAAUUGGUUGCACCCUCUAUAGCAGUGGACAAAUUUGUAUUACCAUCAUGUCUUGAAUUGUAUGUGAGAUACAUACAUACAAACAAAUGUUGCAGAAUCCAUGUUCAGAAGAAGAACUUGUGUGUAGUGCUUGUCAAAAGCAUAUUACUAUGGGGGCUCUUUAUCUGA
Molecule: messenger RNA, 1350 nt
Organism: Musa acuminata AAA Group (dessert banana)
Lineage: Eukaryota; Viridiplantae; Streptophyta; Magnoliopsida; Zingiberales; Musaceae
Exons: 4
Coding region: 212-1108 (298 amino acids)
Source: RefSeq, a predicted model, not a curated record